AGAGGAAGGUGAAUGGUUAAAUAAAGGAUGGCAGCAAUGUUGUCCCAUCCCAUAAAUGAGUGAAUGAAUUCAUAUGUCCUCCCAGUUAAGUUUCUGAACAGUUCCACUUCCACAGUGUAAAGCCAAAGAGAGAAACACAGCUUUUGUUGUUGAAUUAAUGGCAGCAACAUCAAGUGAAGGAGAAGGGAAACCUAUAAGAUGCAAAGCGGCGGUUGCAAGAAGACCUGGUGAGUCACUGGUGAUUGAAGAGAUCAUGGUGGCACCACCAAUGCCACGUGAAGUUCGGAUCCGUAUCAUAUGUUCCUCUAUCUGCCACAUCGAUCUCACUUUUUCCGACAUGCAGGACCCUCCUGGCUUUUUUCCAAGAAUUCUGGGCCACGAGGCAAUUGGGGUUGUGGAAAGUGUUGGGAAGAAUGUAACUGAAGUUACAAAAGGAGAUGUGGUUAUUCCAAUUUUUCUACCAGAUUGUGGAGAGUGUAUAGAUUGCAAAUCAACCAAGAGCAACCUUUGUACUAAUUUCCCGUUCAAAGUUUCUCCUUGGAUGCCUAGACAUGAGAACACCAGAUUCACAGACCUAAACGGAGAGAUCAUACAUCAUUUCAUGUAUGUUUCAAGUUUCAGCGAGUACACUGUGGUUGACAUUGCCAAUGUAACAAAGAUUGACCCAGAAAUUCCUCCCAACGGGGCGUGCCUUCUAAGUUGUGGUAUCGGAGCAGGGGUAGGUGCUGCUUGGAGAACAGCAGGUGUGGAGCCAGGGUCUACAGUAGCUAUUUUUGGACUAGGAUCUAUUGGAUUAGCAGUUGCUGAGGGAGCCAGACUUUGUGGAGCAACCAAGAUUAUAGGCGUAGAUGUCAACCCAGAAAAAUUUGAAGUUGGAAAGAAGUUUGGACUCACAGACUUUGUCCAUGCUGGAGAAUGUGGGAGCAAACCUGUGAGUCAGGUCAUCACAGAGAUGACUGAUGGGGGAGCAGAUUAUUGCUUUGAGUGUGUCGGUAUGGCAUCAUUGGUGCAAGACGCGUAUGCUUCUUGCAGAAAGGGUUGGGGAAAAACAAUUGUCUUAGGACUGGACAAACCAGGAUCCAGAAUAAGCCUCAGCUGUAGUGAGGUCCUUCAUGGUGGGAAGACAAUUCAGGGAAAUUUAUUUGGAGGACUCAAACCUAAGUCUCAUGUAUCCAUUCUACUCAAAAGAUACAUGGACAAGGAACUGCAGUUGGAUGAGUUUGUCACUCAUGAGGUGAGUUUUAAGGACAUCAACAAAGCUUUUGAUUUAUUGAGAAACGGACAAUGUCUUCGAUGCAUGAUUUGGAUGGAUAAUUGAGUAAAUUUUUAUGUAUCCUAGUCCUCGAAUCAUUGUAUGCAACACUCUAAAUAUUGAACUGUGAUGUUUCCUUUUGUAUUUUAUUAAAAACAUCCAAUAAUAUAAAGAUAUUAUUUUAUUGCACUGCAAAUGCACUUGAAGCACCGGUAAAGUAA
This is a messenger RNA of Medicago truncatula (barrel medic), 1473 nucleotides long. Its product is annotated as alcohol dehydrogenase-like 7. The coding region runs from base 158 to 1318 and encodes 386 amino acids. NCBI's taxonomy places the organism in Eukaryota, Viridiplantae, Streptophyta, Magnoliopsida, Fabales, Fabaceae. Gene Ontology annotation, biological process: formaldehyde catabolic process. The record is from RefSeq and is a predicted model, not a curated record. Gene Ontology annotation, molecular function: alcohol dehydrogenase (NAD+) activity; S-(hydroxymethyl)glutathione dehydrogenase [NAD(P)+] activity; zinc ion binding. The transcript has 10 exons. Gene Ontology annotation, cellular component: cytosol.